UCGAGCUACUAGCCUGCUGUCCAUUGCUACUAGUCUUCAGAACUGCAGCUGCUGCUAGAGCUCAGCUUAGCUUGAGUGCCGCCGCCUGCUCCCAUUGCUGGGCUGUGCAAGCUUAAUUAGGCUCGCUCUGCUCUAGAUUCUGCGAGGAAGAAGAGCCACCUAGCUUAGGCUUGGACGACGACAAUGGCCGGGGUCGGGAGGAACAUGGUGGCGCCGCUCAUGGUGCUCAACCUCAUCAUGUACCUCAUCGUCAUCGGCUUCGCGAGCUGGAACCUCAACCACUUCAUCAACGGCCAGACCAACUACCCGGAUGUGGCCGGCAACGGCGCGACGUUCUACUUCCUGGUGUUCGCGAUCCUGGCCGGCGUGGUGGGCGCGGCGUCGAAGCUGGCGGGCGUGCACCACGUCCGCGCGUGGCGCCACGACAGCCUCGCCGCGAGCGCGGCGUCGUCGCUCAUCGCCUGGGCCGUGACCGCGCUCGCCUUCGGGCUGGCGUGCAAGGAGAUCCACAUCGGCGGCCACCGCGGGUGGCGCCUCCGCGUGCUCGAGGCCUUCGUCAUCAUCCUCGCCUUCACGCAGCUGCUCUACGUGAUGAUGCUCCACGCGGGCCUCUUCGGCGGCAGCGCCGGCUACCGGGACCACGCCGACUACGGCGUCGGCGGCGCCGCCGGCGUGCCCAAGGGCCCCAGGGUCUGAUCUCGCCUCUACAUCUCAAGCACGCGCGCUGCACGCGCCGCGUUAACGUCGUAAUAGUGAUGGCAUGUGUGGGUGUUGAUGGUGCGUGUGUUCGUACGUACAUCGUUUAUCUGCUCAUCUCUACUGUUUUUAGUCAGGUCAGCUCAGCUUAGCUCUGGCUUGUACAUGUAUCCUGUUUUUAAGUGUAUUUUGUGUGCCGUCGGUUUCAGUCGGUGACGACACUGAUGAGAGAUGAGGUUGUGGCUCAAUCUGUCCUGGUUUGGGGUU
Molecule: messenger RNA, 963 nt
Organism: Panicum virgatum (switchgrass)
Lineage: Eukaryota; Viridiplantae; Streptophyta; Magnoliopsida; Poales; Poaceae
Product: membrane protein PM19L-like
Exons: 2
Coding region: 184-696 (170 amino acids)
Source: RefSeq, a predicted model, not a curated record